AAACGCACCUUUAUUUCAACCGUCCUGACGUUUCCUCAUCGACAAGCCUAAAGCCUGUACUGCCAACUACCGAGGUUCCAACUCCAUCACCGCAAGGAUUCGCCUCAAGUUCUCCACUUUUAAGGUUUAAACGUUGCACAUCGCAUAUUGACUGACUGAUCGAUCGACGGAUCAAUCAAUGGCGGGAGUAUCGUUGAAGUGCGGGGACUGUGGGGCCCUCUUGAAGUCUGUAGAGGAGGCCCAGGAGCACGCCGAGCUGACCUCUCACUCCAACUUCUCCGAGUCGACGGAGGCUGUGCUCAAUCUCGUCUGCACUACUUGCGGCAAACCUUGCCGAUCCAAAACAGAAAGUGACCUGCACACGAAGAGAACUGGGCAUACAGAGUUUGCGGAUAAGACUUCUGAAGCAGCCAAACCAAUCAGUCUAGAGGUUACAAAAGCACCAAUGGAAGUGGAUGAACCUGGCGAUGGAAGCUCCAGUGCCCAGCCUGAAGAAAUGGUUGCUCCGGAGGUUGACCAAAAGCUCCUUGAGGAACUGGAAGGAAUGGGUUUCCCAAAGGCACGGGCAACACGGGCACUUCAUUAUUCUGGAAAUAUCAGUCUUGAGGCAGCUGUUAAUUGGGUUGUUGAGCAUGAGAAUGACCCAGAUGUUGAUGAAAUGCCCUUGAUACCUGCUAACACCAAAGCUGAGGCUCCUAAACCUACUCUUACACCCGAAGAAAUGAAGCUCAAAGCACAAGAGCUAAAGGAACGUGCCCGCAAGAAGAAGGAAGAGGAAGAGAAGAGAAUGGAAAGAGAGAGAGAAAAGGAGAGAAUUAGAAUUGGCAGGGAACUCCUAGAAGCUAAACGAAUUGAGGAAGAAAAUGAAAGAAAACGUUUGUUGGCCCUCCGGAAGGCAGAGAAAGAAGAAGAGAAGAGGGCUAGGGAAAAAAUUCGUCAGAAGUUGGAAGAGGACAAGGCAGAAAGAAGAAGGAAGCUUGGAUUGCCACCUGAAGAACCGGCAACUGUAAAACCUUCAGCAUCUGUUGCGGAGGAGAAAAAGAGCUCCUUGCCUGUUAGGCCUGCCACAAAAGCAGAACAAAUGAGGGAGUGUUUGAGAACUCUUAAGCAGACUCACAAGGAUGAUGAUGCUAAAGUGAAGAGGGCAUUCGAGACUCUCCUAACUUACAUAGGGAAUGUUGCCAAAAAUCCUAAUGAGGAGAAGUACAGAAAAAUUAGGGUUAAAAACCAAACCUUUCUGGAUAGAGUUGGUUCAUUGAAGGGGGGCAUCGAGUUCUUGGAGAUAUGCGGUUUUGAGAAAAUUGAAGGCGAUGAGUUCCUCUUCUUACCUAGGGACAAGGUUGAGAUGGCUGUGCUGAAUUCUGCCGGGUCUGAGCUGAAUUCUGCAAUUAGUAAUCCAUUUUUUGGUGUGCUUUAAGUUCAACUGACUUCCAUAUGCUGGAAAAUGUUAUUUUUCAGAAAAUGCAUAGUAUUUUCAAGGAUUGUAUUAAGCUCCUCGUUGAUUAGAUUUAAGCAAGUAACCGUUUAUGAAUUUAUUGUUGAAAUUGAGAGCAUCACCACUAAUUUUAA
Molecule: messenger RNA, 1569 nt
Organism: Manihot esculenta (cassava)
Lineage: Eukaryota; Viridiplantae; Streptophyta; Magnoliopsida; Malpighiales; Euphorbiaceae
Product: MAP7 domain-containing protein 2
Exons: 12
Coding region: 179-1417 (412 amino acids)
Molecular function (GO): protein binding
Source: RefSeq, a predicted model, not a curated record